Messenger RNA from Scutellospora calospora, 516 nucleotides. The record is from the annotation of a GenBank genome assembly. NCBI's taxonomy places the organism in Eukaryota, Fungi, Glomeromycota, Glomeromycetes, Diversisporales, Gigasporaceae.
AUGGAUAAGCAUCUUGCAUUUAAAUCAAUGUUGCAGGGUAAUCUUUCAUUAUUUAUUAACCGAAUUUUAAAAUAUCAUAAAUCCAAGUCAUUGCUAGAUUUUAAAUCAUAUAAUGAAUUAGCAUUUAAGACAGCAAUAGAAUUAUUACUUCCAAUUAAACAUCGUAUAUCUGAAAUGUGUCUAAUGAUUGAUGGUCAUUCUGGUUUCAUUGAUAUUUUUAUUAAUGGAAUCAUUAAAGAUAAAAUGCAAUCAAGUGUAAUAUUAGAAUUAAAAUGUAUUUCUUUAUUAGGUCUUUUAAGUGGUGAAAAAGGAGAAUGGGUUGAAAAUAUGAAUUUUCAAACAUUAAAAAAAUUAGAUGAAGAAAUUGAAAAUGAAACUGAAGAUAAAUUACUUGAAAGGAAAUACUUUUAUUAUUCUAAAGAUGAUAAAAUUUAUAAACAAGUAACAGUAAAAGAAAUAAUUGACAAUGGAAUUGAACAACUUAAAAGAUAUAUAAAAACGAUGCAAAAAGGAAAG